AACUUGAAAACCCUUAAACCCUAGCUGCUGCUUAUUUUUCUUCUUCCUCUUCCCUUGGCACUCUUCUUUUGUCGGGCUUCCUUUUCUCCUUAACCUUGCAGAAGAAAGAGUAAGAGGAAACGAAAAUGAAUAUGAACGAAGAAAGUGAGGAAGCCAGCGCGAGGAGGAUCCAAGUGCGGUUCGUGACGAAGUUGAAUGCGCCGUUCAUUGUUCCGUCCACGGCCAUCGCAAUCCCUGCCGACCUCACUCGAUUCGGCCUAUCAUCUCUUGUCAACGCACUCAUUCAAUCCAACGAUGCUGAUUAUCAGCCUGAGCCUUUUGAUUUUUUGAUCGAUGGCGAGUUCGUGCGGAUGUCGCUCGAGCAGUUUCUUCUCGCUAAGGGAAUCUCUGCGGAAAGGAUAUUGGAAAUUGAGUACACAAGGGCGGUGGCCCCACGGAAGGAGGAAGACCCUUGUUUACACGAUGACUGGGUCAGUGCUGUUGAUGGUUCUUCUUCUCGGUUCUUUUUGACAGGAUGCUAUGAUGGUUUAGGGAGAGUAUGGAAAGGUGCUGGAUUAUGCACUCAUGUAUUGGAGGGACAUAGUGACGCAAUCACUUCUGUUAGUAUCAUCAAUCCAGAAGGUCUGGAAACUGUUACGGUGGCUACUGCUUCAAAAGACCGGACAUUGAGGCUAUGGAAGCUCAAUACAGAAGAGCCUGUAAACCAGCCUAUGAGGGUCAGGGCUUACAAAAUCUUGCGUGGUCAUAAGUCUGCUGUUCAGAGUGUGGCAGCGCAGACUUCUGGAGAAAUGAUUUGUUCUGCUGCUUGGGAUUGUACCAUCAAUCUAUGGCAAACUAAUGACUUUAAUGCAGAAGAUGACCUAGUUUCUAAGAAGAGAAAAAUUGGAGAUCAAGUUGAGGACUCUCAAUUGGAGGGAGAGGCUUUCACUACCCUUGUUGGCCAUACACAGUGUGUAUCUUCUGUGGUUUGGCCACAACGGGAGUCAAUAUUUUCUGCAUCAUGGGAUCAUUCUAUUAGGAAGUGGGAUGUUGAGACUGGCAAAAACUUGUCAGAUAUAUUCUGUGGGAAGGCUCUCAACUGCCUGGAUAUUGGUGGGGAAGGUUCUGUUCUGAUAGCUGCUGGAGGUUCUGACCCUGUCAUUAGGAUUUGGGAUCCUCGUAAGCCAGGCACUUCUGCUCCUGUUUUUCAGUUUGCUUCUCAUACAUCUUGGGUUUCGGCCUGCAAAUGGCAUGAUCAAUCUUGGUUUCAUUUACUUUCUUCAUCCUAUGAUGGGAAAGUUAUGUUGUGGGAUCUGAGAACUGCAUGGCCACUUUCUGUCAUUGAAUCACACAGUGAUAAGGUAUUGUCGGCUGAUUGGUGGAGAAGUGACAGUGUUAUCAGUGGUGGAGCAGACUCCAGACUUUGUAUUUCUUCAGACAUCCCUGUAAAGUAAGCUAUAAAGAAUUAGUGAAAUAUGAACUCACCAUCGAUGUCUAUGAUUCAUUCAUCAUUGGGAUGCUCAAUCCCCACACCAACUGUGCCUCUGACGCAGGGAAGAAAGCUGCAUCGAAUUCUUCUCUGCAAUAUUUAGUGCCCAUUCUGAUCAGCAAAAAACUGUGUAAUCUUUUGGGCUUUCUGAUCCAUUUUUGCAUUAGCUCCCCAAUUUUCUCUAUUAUAAUCUUCACAGGGCUUCAGAUGACCUAGUUUUCCCCUCUCAUCCGAGGAUUCAAAACCAUCUGAUAUCCACACUAGAAAAUGUGAUAAUAAAUCAUUUCCACUUCCUCUCAUGGGUUAUCUUGGGUGUUCGGUAAACUUAUUCUGAUACCUUGUCUGACCAAGAGCGAAAGCUGUUACAGGAAUCUAACUUCAUUCCAUUAUUCAUUUCUAAGGACAUCCCUUUUUAUGAAUAUACGGUGACCAUGGUUCCGACAACCACAGCACCAUGGCUGUUUUCUUUGUCUUGCACUAGGUAGUGGUAAUAAACAGGCCUUGCAUUCAUUUGGUAAUUCUAAUUCUAAUGGGUUUUUAUCAUUUCGAAUACAGUUUAUUUUAAACACUCAAAUUAAAUUCUAUUGUUGAAAUCUACCAUUAUAUUGAACCUUAUUAUAUGUGCGAUUUUAUAUAAUUUUCAAUUUAACUGCUCAAUAUUCUUAA
Molecule: messenger RNA, 2134 nt
Organism: Vigna umbellata (rice bean)
Lineage: Eukaryota; Viridiplantae; Streptophyta; Magnoliopsida; Fabales; Fabaceae
Source: RefSeq, a predicted model, not a curated record